This is a messenger RNA of Effrenium voratum, 468 nucleotides long. NCBI's taxonomy places the organism in Eukaryota, Dinophyceae, Suessiales, Symbiodiniaceae. The record is from the annotation of a GenBank genome assembly.
AUGGCAUUGAUGCUGCGCACUGCCCUGGGCACUCGAGGCGGAGAAGCGCCGGUGUUGACCAUGACCUUCCACGCCCACUCGGGGGCCAUCCGGAGCUUCUCUCAGCUCAGCUUCAAGCCGCAGGAGAAGGAGAUGCGCUUCGUCGAGAUAUUCGAUAUGUGCCACGCAAUGACCUACACCAUGAUGGACGCCCACGGCCGUCACUCCAGCGACAAGGUCGACUCAGACGUCGUCCAGGCCUGGCUGAGAACUGGGCUGCCGCCAGAUCGCCUCACGCUGGGCAUGCCCUUCUUCGGAGUGAAGAAUGGCGCAACACCCAUCUCCUUUUCGGACAUCGUCUACAAGGAGACGGCGUUGCUGGGGGACCCUGCGCGCGACAAGUCUGAGGAUGGCUUCUUCUUCGUGAACGUGGCCAGUGCAAAGAAGAAGUUAGCUUCGCGGAGGACCAGGGCUUGGCCGGGAUCAUGA